Molecule: messenger RNA, 681 nt
Organism: Nerophis lumbriciformis (worm pipefish)
Lineage: Eukaryota; Metazoa; Chordata; Actinopteri; Syngnathiformes; Syngnathidae
Source: RefSeq, a predicted model, not a curated record
AUGGAAUGUGACGAGAUCAAGAACGGGACCACAACUGGCGCCAAUGACGAUUGCAAACAUGUCAGAGAGAGCAGCGUUUACGAUGUCCUGCAAUGGGAGACGUUUGAUUUCGCUGGUCAUCACAUCAGCAUCCGAGAGUCCACAGAUAGCUUUGGCGCCCUCAUCUGGCCUGGAGCCAUAGCUCUGUGUCAGUACCUGGAGAACAACCAACAACAGUUCAACAUGAGAGACAAAACAGUGUUGGAGAUUGGAGCGGGCACUGGUUUGCUAUCAGUAGUGACUAGCUUGCUUGGUGCUCGUGUGACAGCGACAGACCUUCCCGAAGUUUUACCGAACCUUUCUUUCAACUUGAUGCGGAACACCAAAGGCCGUUCUCGCCACACGCCACAAGUGAAGGCCCUGGCUUGGGGUGACCACCUCCAGCCAGACUUCCUGGACUCUUACGACUACGUACUAGCGGCGGACGUUGUUUACUACCACGGGGCGUUGGACUCCCUUCUGGACACCAUGCGGCAUUUCUGUCCGCCGGGAGGCCGGACGACGCUACUGUGGGCCAACAAAGUUCGCUUCCAGUCGGACGUCGGAUUCAGGGAGAGGUUCCGGAGCACUUUUCAAGCAACGCUGCUCGUUGAGUUGCCGCAGCAGGAAAUAAGGAUUUACAAAGCCACCGCCAAGAAGUGA